AAGUCCCCAUCAUACUGCAUCCCGCUCGUCUUUCUCUUUCUUCCCAUCAUCAUCUUCCUUCUCUGGCAGUCCAGUCUGCUGGCUAAUUCAGUUCAUCCAACCAUCAAUUAACUGGCGGCAACAAUGUCGGCCUACGAUCACUCAAAAGUAGCCCACUUCAUAGGCGGCAAUUCGCUGGAUAAAGCUUCUGCUGGCCGUGUUACGGACUUUGUAAAGGCUCAUGGGGGUCAUACAGUUAUCACGAAGGGAGGCUUACUCACUCUAACAGGCAUCGCGGCGGUCAAGGAGAUUCGAUCCAUCCGCCAAUGGAGUUACGAAACGUUUGGGACGGAGCGAGCUGUAGAGUUCACAGUUAUGGCAACUCCUGAGGACCUCAAAGUAAAUGCCGAGUACAUCCGCAUGGCGGACCAGUACAUCGAGGUUCCAGGAGGAUCGAACAAUAACAAUUACGCCAACGUUGACCUUAUCGUCGAUGUUGCCGAACGUGCUGGCGUGCAUGCUGUCUGGGCAGGAUGGGGUCAUGCGUCUGAAAACCCUCGACUACCUGAAAGUCUCGCUGCGUCCAAGAACCGCAUCGUGUUCAUAGGUCCCCCAGGAAGUGCCAUGAGGAGCUUGGGCGAUAAGAUAUCAAGUACAAUCGUCGCUCAGAGCGCGGAUGUUCCUUGUAUGGCUUGGUCGGGCACUGGCAUCUCGGACACUGUCCUAUCGGAGCAGGGUUUUGUGACCGUUCCUGACAAGGCGUACAGGAGUGCUUGUGUCACAAGUGUCGCGGAAGUCAUGAUUAAGGCCAGUGAAGGUGGAGGAGGAAAGGGUAUUCGUAAAGUCGAUCAUCCCGAUGCGUUCAAGAAUGCCUUCCAUGCCGUUGCAGGAGAGAUCCCAGGAUCGCCGAUUUUUAUCAUGAAGCUGGCUGGCCAAGCACGACACUUGGAGGUUCAGUUGCUCGCCGAUCAGUAUGGCAAUGCCAUCUCUUUGUUCGGGCGUGACUGUUCCGUUCAGCGUCGCCACCAGAAGAUUAUCGAGGAAGCCCCCGUCACCAUUGCAAAGGAGGAUACGUUUGAGCAGAUGGAGCGCGCAGCCGUCCGGCUGGCGAAGCUGGUCGGAUAUGUCAGUGCAGGAACAGUUGAAUAUCUCUAUAGCCAUGGGGAGGACAUAUUUUUCUUCCUUGAGCUGAACCCUCGUUUGCAAGUCGAGCACCCAACAACUGAAAUGGUUUCGGGCGUCAAUUUGCCUGCUGCCCAACUACAAGUAGCCAUGGGUAUUCCUCUCCACAGAAUCCGUCACAUCCGCACUCUUUACGGCGUAGCUCCUAAUGCCUCGUCCGAGAUCGAUUUCGACAUGGUGAAGCCUGAGUCGAAUCAGCUUCAGCGUAAACCGCGUCCCAAGGGUCAUGUCGUUGCAGUUCGUAUCACUGCCGAGAACCCUGACGCUGGAUUCAAACCUUCAUCUGGAUCUUUGCAAGAGCUCAACUUCCGUUCCAGCACGAAUGUGUGGGGUUACUUCUCCGUCAGCACGGCGGGUGGUUUACACGAAUUCGCUGAUUCUCAAUUCGGUCAUAUUUUCGCUUAUGGCGAGGAUCGAUCCGAGAGCAGGAAGAACAUGAUUGUCGCGUUGAAGGAGCUUAGCAUUCGCGGAGACUUCCGAACUACUGUCGAGUACCUCAUCAAGCUCCUUGAGCUCGAGGCGUUCACCGAGAACACCUUCACAACCGGAUGGCUGGACACCCUCAUCAGCAAUAAGCUCACCGCCGAACGUCCUGAUGCUACCCUUGCUGUCGUCUGUGGUGCCGUCACCAAGGCUCAUCUUGCUGCUGAAGCCUGCAUCAGCGAGUACAAGCGCAUCCUUGACAAGGGUCAGGUUCCUGCUCGUGACCUCCUCAAGACCGUCUUCGGUGUUGACUUCAUCUAUGAGAACACGCGGUACAACUUUACUUGCGCACGCUCCUCAAAAUAUGUGGACGCUUUUUUUGAACGUCAUUCCGUAUAUUGGAGAGAGGAAGUAGGCGCGCUGCGUCUCAUGGUCGACGCCAAGACGUGUUUAAUUGAGCAGGAGAAUGACCCCACGCAACUCAGAAGCCCGAGCCCUGGCAAGCUUGUCAGAUUCCUUAUCGAUAGCGGUGACCAUAUUAACGCUGGCGAGACCUACGCAGAAAUCGAGGUCAUGAAGAUGUAUAUGCCACUGGUAGCUGCUGAGGACGGCGUAGUUCAGUUUGUCAAGCAGCCUGGUGUCAGCCUUGAGCCUGGUGACAUUCUUGGCAUCCUCACCCUCGACGACCCUGCCCGCGUCAAGCAUGCUAAACCCUUCGAAGGCCUCCUCCCUCCUAUGGGUCUCCCUGGCAUCAUUGGCAACAAGACCUAUCAGCGUUUUGUUCGCUGCACGAGCACACUAAACGAGAUUCUUGAGGGCUAUGACAACCAGGCGAUCAUGGCCUCGACCUUCAAGGACCUCGUCGAGGUGCUGCACGACCCAGAGCUUCCUUACUCUGAGGUCAACACUAUCUUAUCUGCGCUUUCUGGCCGCAUGCCCGCAAAGCUUGAAGAGGGUAUCCGUGGCGCGAUCGAGACCGCCAAGUCGAAGAGUGACGCUCACGAGUUCCCCGCAGUGCGCAUCAAGAAAGUGCUCGAGCACUAUGUCCAGGAUUCCAUCUUGUCCCAUGACAAGGCAACGUUUCGCUCGCAGCUUGCUGCUCUAUAUGAUGUCUUGGAGCGCUUUAUGGGUGGCAUGAAGGGUCACGAGGUGCACACAAUCGCCAACCUGCUUUCUGCAUACGAGCAGACCGAAAAACUCUUUGGCGGAAGCAUUGAGGCUCGUGUCCUCAAGCUUCGAGAACAACACAAGGACGAUCUCGACAACGUUGUAGCGCUUGUGCUCAGUCACACGAAGGCGCAGAGCAAGGCGAAGCUAGUGUUGGCCAUGCUUGACUAUGUCAAGACAGGUGGUUUGCCUGUUUCGAAUGCAGAAAGCCGACUAUACCAGGUCCUGAAUGACCUUGCAGCUCUCGAAUCCAAGUCGUCCACCCCAGUUUCUCUUAAGGCUCGCGAGGUUCUCAUUCUCGGGCAGAUGCCGUCGUACGAAGAGCGUUUAAUUCAAAUGGAAGCCAUCUUGAAAGCGUCGGUCUCCUCGAGCGUUUAUGGCGAAUCUGGCGCUACUAACAGGGCUCCAUCGUCUGAAAUUUUAAGAGAGUUGAGCGACUCGCGUUAUACCGUAUAUGACGUCCUUCCUGCGUUCUUCUCGCAUGCCGACCCAGUCGUCACCAUGGCUGCCUUUGAGGUUUAUAUCCGACGUGCUUACCGUGCUUACUCACUUCUCUCCAUUGACUACGAGGAGGGCGAUGGUUCGGACGAUGGCGAAUCGCCGAGCGCUGCCACUUGGAGGUUCAACCUUGGUCAAUCUCACUCGCCACCGUCGACUCCAAGCGUCACUGCACCCGACCCUCGCCGUCAGGGCUCAGUCAGCGAUUUGACUUAUCUCAUCAGUCGCAGCCAGUCGCAGCCUAUCCGGAGCGGUGUUAUUUCGUCGUUCUCUGACUUUGCUGCCAUGGCACGAGGCUUCGAGAAGGUUGCCGACUUCCUGCCUAUAUUUGAUGUCGAAGAAUUCAGCCAGCGUUAUGGCAGCAACCAGCCGCCUAACGUGAUGAAUUUAGCACUCCGUAUCUUUGACAAGACCGACAGCAUCGCCGAAGAAGCUUGGGCAGAGCAGUUGACAAAGUUCUUGAACGAACGCAAUCCUGUACUUGUAAAGCGUGGUGUCCGCCGCGUAACGAUUCUCAUUUGUCGUCGCGGACAAUACCCGAUGUACUUCACCCUUCGCAAUUCCGGCGGCUCCUGGGUCGAGGAGCAAGCCAUCCGUAACAUUGAGCCGGCUCUUGCUUCCCAACUAGAGCUCAGCCGUUUGUCCCACUACAAGCUCACACCCUGUUUCGUCGAGACUAAGCAGAUUCACAUUUACCAUGCCGUUGCUCGGGAGAACCAAUUGGACAACCGCUUCUUCAUUCGCGCACUCGUCCGUCCCGGACGCCUACGUGGCUCGAUGAGUACCGCAGAGUACCUCAUUUCUGAAACCGAUCGUCUCGUUACCAGUGUCCUCGACGCACUGGAAGUCGUCAGUGCACAGCACCGCAAUGCUGACGUCAAUCACAUCUUCAUGAACUUUGUCUACAACCUUGCAGUCUCGUAUGAAGAUGUUUUGACGGCUAUUGCCGGAUUCAUGGAGCGCCAUGGAAAGCGGUUAUGGCGUCUCCAUGUCACUGACGGCGAGGGGAACGUUACCCCUAUUCGCUGCAUCAUAGAGAACGUAUCUGGAUUUGUAGUCAACUUCCAUGGCUAUCAGGAGAUUACAACGGACAAAGGCACAACUAUCCUGAAAUCCAUUGGAGAAAAGGGACCUCUCCACCUCCAACCCGUCCACCAACCGUACCCAACCAAAGAGUCGUUGCAACCCAAGCGAUACCAGGCGCACCUCAUCGGUACCACUUAUGUUUACGACUUCCCUGAGCUCUUUUCUAAAGCCUUGCACAACCUUUGGAUCAAGGCUCGUGCGACCGAUUCUUCCUUGAACUCGCCGAAGAUCACUCUGGAGGCGAAGGAACUCGUGCUUGACGAGCACGAUGAACUCGCGGAAGUUGAACGUGCUCCAGGAAACAACACCUUCGGUAUGGUUGCGUGGGUUUUCACUCUCAGGACACCUGAGUAUCCCAGCGGGCGCAAGGUGGUAGUGAUUGCAAACGACAUCACCUACAAAAUCGGCUCGUUUGGUCCCAUCGAAGAUCAGUUUUUCUACAUCGUCACCAAGUACGCUCGUGAACACGGCCUUCCUCGCAUUUACCUGUCUGCCAACUCUGGCGCUCGCAUUGGCCUGGGAGAAGAAGUGAUAAACCUCUUUUCGUGUGCCUGGAAUGAUGAUGAACACCCGGAGAAGGGCAUCGAUUACAUCUACCUGACUAGGGAGAAUUACCUGAAGGCUCAAGAGAAGGCUGCUGCGGCUGUGCGCACGGCUGAGCUGGAGGUUAACGGCGAGCUGCGCUACAAGAUCACCGACAUCAUAGGCUUGCAGGACGGUCUCGGUGUUGAGAGUUUGAAGGGAUCAGGUCUUAUCGCUGGUGAAACAUCACGGGCAUACGACGACAUCUUCACGAUCACGUUGGUCACCGCUCGAUCAGUUGGAAUUGGAGCUUAUCUCGUACGUCUUGGAGAACGUGCAGUGCAAGUCGAAGGCCAGCCUAUCAUCCUCACUGGUGCUCCAGCCCUGAACAAGGUGCUCGGACGAGAGGUAUAUACCUCCAACCUGCAGCUUGGAGGGACGCAGAUCAUGUACAAGAACGGUGUAUCGCAUCUCACCGCUAGCAGCGACUUGGAGGGUGUCACGCACAUCUUGCAGUGGUUAUCAUAUGUUCCAGAGUCGAAGGGCGACUCCCUGCCUAUUCGUGAAACUUCAGAUUCUUGGGAUCGCGACAUCGCCUUCACACCUCCCAAGGGCCCGUAUGAUCCCCGUUGGCUCAUCGAAGGCAAAGAAGAUGAACACACGUCGCAGUGGCUCCCUGGCUUCUUCGACAAGGGGUCCUUCCAGGAGACACUCGGCGGGUGGGCCCAGACUGUCGUCGUUGGCCGUGCACGCCUUGGUGGCAUUCCCAUGGGUGUCAUUGCUGUAGAGACUCGGACAAUUGAGCGCAUCGUUCCUGCAGACCCUGCAAACCCUGCAUCAUUUGAACAACGGGUCAUGGAGGCAGGUCAAGUUUGGUACCCCAAUUCUGCCUAUAAAACUGCCCAAGCUAUCUUCGAUUUCAAUCGCGAAGCACUCCCUCUCAUCAUCUUCGCCAAUUGGCGUGGUUUCUCCGGUGGUCAGCAGGACAUGUACGACGAGGUGCUCAAACAGGGCUCCAAGAUCGUCGAUGGGUUGUCCGCCUACAAACAACCUGUCUUUGUUUACAUCGUUCCCAAUGGUGAACUGCGCGGCGGUGCCUGGGUCGUUCUUGAUCUCUCGAUCAACCCGGAGAAGAUGGAAAUGUAUGCAGACGUCGAGGCUCGUGCUGGUGUUCUCGAACCGGAGGGUAUCGUUGAGAUCAAGAUGCGCCGAGACAAGAUCUUGACAUUGAUGGAGCGCCUUGACUCGACGUACGCAGACCUUAAGCAAGCCAGCAAGGAUGCAGCCAAAACCGUCGAGGAGAGAGCCCAGGCAACGCAGGCACUAGCCAGUAGGGAGGCCUUUUUGCAGCCCACAUACAAGCAGCUCGCUUUGCUUUACGCAGACCUCCAUGAUCGCUCUGGGCGAAUGGAAGCCAAAGGUUGUGCGAAGCCCGCUGUAUGGAAAGACGCCCGGAGAUACUUCUACUGGGCCCUUCGUGCCCGCAUCGCACGCUCCGACUUACUUGAGCAGAUUGAAGACGGCAACCCCGAAAUGGAGUCGGAGGAGCGCGCCGUGUUGUUGGAUUCACUUAUCCCUGCCAGUGACUUGUCCGACAAUCGUACUCUGGCCGAAGUCCUUGAGCAGCUCGACAUAUCGCCGGCCCUGUCGAAACUCAAGGCUGAUCAUCUACUCAGCCACUUUGCAGAGGUUGCAGAGGAAGACCGCAAGGCUUCCCUGGAUGGUCUCGCUCGGAUCAUCGAUAGUCUCUCGGAUGAUGAGAAGAUGUCCUUGCAAUCCGCCAUACAGAAUUCCGUGCGCUUUGCUGGACCUCCUUCGUACUCUAAUUAGAGAAAACCUGCUCUGAUAUUUCCUCGCUGUUUUCCAUGGUUCCUACUACGGCUUUACAAUACUCUCAUUGUUCACUCUGAUUAGACUUGACGCAUAAUACCUCGCAUAGAUCUCUGCACGAGUCUGAAAUGUUUUCCUAAAUCACCAGUUGAGUAGUUUAUGAACGACGAAUGUCAUAAA
Molecule: messenger RNA, 6867 nt
Organism: Suillus clintonianus
Lineage: Eukaryota; Fungi; Basidiomycota; Agaricomycetes; Boletales; Suillaceae
Product: acetyl-CoA carboxylase
Exons: 16
Coding region: 124-6687 (2187 amino acids)
Biological process (GO): fatty acid biosynthetic process
Molecular function (GO): metal ion binding; ATP binding; acetyl-CoA carboxylase activity
Source: RefSeq, a predicted model, not a curated record